AUGCAGUUCAGUGCCUUCCUCCUUACUGCCGUACUUUCGGGCGCGGCUGUUGCCAAGUACAACGUCAAGCUGUACGAGCACCGAUGGUGUCUGGUCACAGUCGGAAAGGAGUGCAAAAACAUUGACAAGGGAGACUGCUGCCAUGACAACGGGAAAAAGUACAAGUCAGGCAAGUUCGAGGAAGUCGGCUCCAGUGAAACUACCGACAACCUCAAGCUGUACGCCGACGAGGACUGUGGGGGCCUGGACAUUGCGCAGAAGGCCGGAGGCAAAUGCGCCACCGCCGACGACAAGGACGUCAAGGGUGCCAAGGUCUUCAUUGUUGUUCCUGGCGGUAAGCGUGAUGAGAUUGAGCAGUCGACUCGCCCUGCUAAGCGCGUCGUCCCCGACAACGUGUUUAUGGAGGAUGGCAGGUUCCGCUACGUCCUUGCCCGUAACACCACUGAAGGCGAAGCCUAUGAGAGGUUGAGGAGUCUCGAUGAGCAGAUCGCACACUUGAGGGCAUUCGGAACACGAGAGGCAUAUGAGUACAACGAGGACUAA
Neoarthrinium moseri is the source of this 543-nucleotide messenger RNA. RefSeq lists its product as uncharacterized. The record is from RefSeq and is a predicted model, not a curated record. The coding region runs from base 1 to 543 and encodes 180 amino acids. The transcript has a single exon. NCBI's taxonomy places the organism in Eukaryota, Fungi, Ascomycota, Sordariomycetes, Amphisphaeriales, Apiosporaceae.